AUGAGACAACUAUCUGCAAAACCCAUAUUAACCCUCUCCCAUUUCACUACCAGAACCCAAAAUUUUUUCCAGAAAUCACACAUUUUACCUUUCUCCACGGAUAGCCAUCAAAACCCCUUCCCGAGUCACCAAUCGCGGCGGCCUACGGCGGAGGAUAGCCGCAACGUCCGCGUGUCGGUGUGGUGGGAUUUCGAGAACUGCAAUUUGCCGCUGAACACAAAUGUAUUUAGGGUGUCGCAGAGCAUUUUCAAUGCGGUGAGGGCAAAUGGAAUGAAGGGGCCGCUGCAGAUUACGGCGUUCGGGGACAUAAUGCAGAUCUCGAGGACCAAUCAGCAAGCUCUUUCUUCUAAUGGGAUCACUCUCAUCCAUGUUCCUUCUGGUGGCAAAAACAGUGCCGAUCGAUCCCUCCUAAUCCAUCUCAUGAGUUGGGUCUCUCGAAACCCUCCCCCGGCCCACAUCUUCCUAAUCUCUGGGGAUAGCGAUUUUUCGGACAUUUUGCACCGUCUGAGGAUGGAAAAUUACAAUAUAUUGCUCGCCAGUCCCGAUACUGCCCCUAGCGUGUUAUGCAGUGCCGCAACUAUUAUGUGGCAGUGGAGCUCUUUGCUUAAAGGUGAAAAUCUAACGGGAAAGCUUUUCAACCAGCCGCCCGAUGGCCCUUUUAAUUCUUGUUACGGGCACUACCGGGCCCCACUUGAGGACCCGUUUGCAUCUACUGAGCAAAACCCGUGCCUUACUACUAGCGCCGAUGAGCCCAAAAUCCGGCCGAUACCAAAGGCUGUUUCGAAGCUGGUUUCGCAGAUUCUCGACUCGUUUCCCGAUGGAAUCUCUAUGUCGCUCCUCCGCACGGAGUUGUCUAAGAGUAAUUUAGCUAUCGAUAAAGAUUUAUACGGGCACAAGAAAUUUUCUCGUUUUCUUCAGGCCAUGCCUAGUGUUCUGAAGCUUCAUUCUGGGAGUGACGGGAAGUGUACCGUGAAGCGUUUGGGGAAUAAUAAGUGUCUCGAUGAGCAUGUUUCAAGUGCAUAUGCAGAAUCUGAUAUUGGAAGUGAUGAGAGCAGUUGUAUUGAUAAUGUGACUGAGAAGUCGAUAAUACCCCCGGCUCUGGAACCCAAAUCUUUGUCAGCGAACUUUUUCGAGGCUCGGAAGGAAGAAAAUCAGAAUGAUUUGUAUUCAACGACGGUCGUGCAAGAGACGAAAACCAAUGCUCCUCAUCCUGUGAAUUCACAAGAAAAGAAAAAGGAGGAAAAAUGGAAGGAGAUUAUAACGAGAAGAACAGCUCAAGAGGUAAGAGAGCAGGAUAAGAAAGUGAAAAUUUCAGAGCAGCCAGAGAAAGUUGUGGGUGACGAAAUUAAAGAAUUUCCCGUAAAGAAUGAGAAUCAAGUGCCUGUGGUAAAUAAUUCAGAACUUGGAAUCAUGAGAAGGAUAUGGAUAGUGUUGUUUGGGAGUGGAGAUGAAGAUUCUAAUCGUGAAAACUUUCAGAAAAAUGGCGGGAAAGAUACUACUUGCGAUAAAGCUAUUAAUUGGAACCAACCUUACGAGCUUGUGCGUCCUGCUUUGUUUUCGCCUUCGAGUCACGAAGCUCUGAUUUAUAGGAAAAAUGCUGGGCCUUGUGAUGUUGAUGUUGCUGAUGUAUCCAGUCAAGAUGCCAGCUUAUUCAAUCAGAUCAUGAGCUGGUUUAAAUUUUCUAGUUCUAAGGAAAAUGAUAAUAAAUUUGAAAAAGGUGGUGAAACUGCUGCUACAAUGAAGGUUGAUGCUAAUCAACUUGAGAUUUUUUCCAGGGAGUCCUUUUGGAAGGAAUUGGAAUCGUUUAUAGACACACCAGAAGGGGUGGCUAGUAUUUCCCUGUCAAGGAACAGGGAUAAACUAGCACAAAAUCUACAAAAACAGGGGCCUCCCUCUCUACAAUCUCUCUCUAAAACCGAACUCCUCCACCUAGUCGACCUCUUGAUCUCCCACAAGAAAUGGGUCGAGGAAUGUAGCUCCCGGACAUACCCGUUCCAACUCACUCGCCCGCCCGCCAUGAACAACGGGCUGAGUCAAAUCUUUUCUGCCAAACACCCGAGCCCUCCUGAACCCGGGGAGAGAAAGCACCAGAACAACCCUCCCCACACAGGAGUCUCACCACAGCACACAGUUCAUAAAAACCUUUCGACCAAAACAAGAAGUGAGCUAUUAGCCGACUGCCAGAAGCUCGUGGACCAUAUCGUGAAGGAAUAUCCCGAAGGUUUUAACUUGGGUUCCUUUAGGAAACUGUUUCUUGAAAGAAAUGGUUACAGACUCCACCUCCAGAAGCUUGGCUAUGAGAAACUGGUGAAUCUCCUGCAGAUCAUGCCUGGCGUGAAAAUCGAGUCCAACUUAAUUUUUCCGGCUGGGCCAUUCAAGCGCCCUAGCCCGCCACAAAAAAGCUCCGGCAGCAAGAAAGACAACGAUUCUGACUCUUCGUGGGAUGAGCUGGGCCCAGUUGAUGAUUCGAUUUCGGGCCGUAAUAAGGGGAAGAGUGGUCACGGUUAUGAUCCGGUGAGGGACGAAGAUUUCUCGGACUCUGAAGACGAGGAAUUGGGAAACGAGGCAAAACCAAAGCCUGAGGAGGAAAGCUCGUUGCUGCAAAUUCUUGAUACAUGGUAUGGCAACAAAGGCUGUGAUGGCAAGAAAGGCGAGCCCGCGGGCCCCGACGUGUCUGCUGACGGAGGCGGGCCUAACACCAAGUCGCUUGGUGGGCAGACAGGCCCGGGACUGAGGAGCGAGAAUCAGGAUGUGGGCCCCACAAAGAAAUACAAGCCCAGCAAGAGCUACUCGUUUGUGUCUGAACAACAGCCGAAGCAGCAGCAGCAGCAUGUUGAUAGCAAAGACGAGCUGGUGGAGGGUAUAUUGGUCAGCUUGAAAAAAUCUGGCGAGAGAUCGAAUGUUGAAUCGAGGGUUUUCGGAUGA
This is a messenger RNA of Striga hermonthica, 2925 nucleotides long. The record is from the annotation of a GenBank genome assembly. Lineage: Eukaryota; Viridiplantae; Streptophyta; Magnoliopsida; Lamiales; Orobanchaceae.